AGCAGGCAGUGCCUGAUCCAAAAGCAGAGGGAGCUCUAGGACCAAGACUGAAUCCUCUUCCUGCUUCAUGGAAGCCCCUCCUCAUGUAGCUCAGAGAAUCUGAGAAACAUACACAUUGAGGGGGAAUAGUAGAAACAGGACACGGAAGGACAGAGAGGCUGGCUGAGAGAAAGAAGUCAAGGGAGAACUAAGCUCCCUGGUUGCCUUUUGUACUUGUCUGCACGUGCCUCCCAGGAUGCCUACUUGCAGAAGUAAGGGAAACUGAUCCACUCUUCCCCCAUCAGCUCCAGAAGCAGGUUUGCUCAGACAAAUACAGUGAAACCUGUCACUUGUCUGAGUUCUACAGUCCAGAGGUGGAGAGAGCCAGAGCUGAGAUAUGUCCGGCUUCUCAGGAUCUAUCAAAUCAACAGGCAUAUGGUGUGUUGUCUUUUUUGCAGUCCUGGCAUGGGCUGAGGAGACCUCCAUGUAUGGGGAAAUUUUGUCCCCUAACUACCCCCAGGCAUACCCCAAUAACGCAAAGGAGACCUGGAACAUCACAGUUCCUGAUGGGUAUGGCAUCCAUCUCUACUUCACUCAUCUGGACAUGGAAUUGUCAGCCAACUGCGAGUAUGAUUCAGUGAAGAUCAUGGCAGGAGACCUUGUGGAGGGGGUACUCUGCGGGCAGAAGAAGAGCAAGAACCCCCGUUCUCCAAUAGUGAAAGAGUACCACGUCCCAUAUAACAGCCUCCAAGUGGUCUUUGAGUCAGACUUCUCAAAUGAAGAGCGUUUCACAGGAUUUGCUGCUUACUAUGUUGCUGUGGAUAUAAAUGAGUGCACAGACUUUGAAGAUGCCCCUUGUAGUCAUUUCUGUAACAACUUCAUUGGUGGUUACUUCUGCUCCUGCCCACCAGAGUAUUUCCUCCAUGAUGACAUGAAGAAUUGUGGAGUGAAUUGCAGUGGGAACAUGUUUACUGAUCUAACUGGGGAGAUUACCAGCCCUAACUAUCCCAAUUUGUAUCCUGAGAACUCCCACUGUGACUACCGGGUCUUUUUGGAAAAAGGCUUCCAAGUGGUAGUGACCAUUAAGAGAGAAGAUUUUGAUGUGGAAGCUGGAGAUGCAGGAGACUGUCCAGACAGCUUGCUUUUCACUGCAGGAGGUCAGCAGUUUGGGCCCUACUGUGGUAAUGGAUUCCCCGGGCAGCAAAUAAUUGAAACCAAGGACAACGUUCUUGAUAUUGUCUUCCGGACUGACGAAACAGGGCAGAAAAAGGGCUGGAAGCUUCGUUACUACGGAGAUCCAAUGCCAUGCCCUCAAGAAUUCACAGCCAACUCUGUUCAGGAUCCUGUAAAGGCCAAAUAUGUGUUUAAGGAUACUGUGAAGAUCACUUGUCUGGAAGGGUUUGAAGUUGUGGAGGGAAGAGUCAGCUCAACAUCCUUCAUUUCUACUUGUCAAAGUAAUGGGCAGUGGAGUAAUUCCAACCUAAAAUGCAAACCGGUGGACUGUGGCUCACCUGAACCCAUUAAAAACGGGAAAGUGGACGAUACAGGAGAUACCUCAUUUGGGGCUGUGAUUCAGUAUACCUGCAAUGAGCCAUAUUAUUACAUGAAGACCGAAGGGACUGGGGAAUAUCAUUGUGCUGCCGAUGGGACUUGGAUGAACAAGGCUCUGGGCGUGGAGCUGCCUCAAUGUGCAGCAGUCUGUGGAGUUCCCAGUCAACCAUUUAUGGAAACCCAGAGGAUUUUUGGGGGCAAAAAGGCAGAUAUUGGCAGUUUCCCAUGGCAGGUAUUCUUUCAGAAUCCAAGAGCUGGUGGAGCCCUCAUCGAUGAACAUUGGGUGUUAACUGCUGCCCAUGUGUUAGAGGGGAACUCCAACCCUGUCAUGUACAUGGGGACUACCUUGGUUAAUCCUUCAGCUUUGGAGAAUGCCCAGAUGCUCGUUGCUGAUGGUGUCUUUGUCCAUCCGAGAUGGACGACUGUUGGUGAGGGAGAAACAAGGAAGAACUUUGACAACGACAUUGCACUGGUUCGCCUAAGAGACCCGGUGAAGUUGGGACCUAAUGUUUCUCCCAUAUGCCUGCCAGGCAGUUCACAGGAGUAUGACCUCACAUAUAAGACCCUGGGACUGAUCUCAGGCUGGGGUCAAACAAAUAGACGUAUAAAUGUUAUUGAACUUAGAGGGGCAAAGUUACCUGUGGUCCCCCUGGAAAAGUGUCGAUCAGUAAAGACUAAUGACCCCACAAUAGAUACCAGUACCUACAGUUUUACCGAUAACAUGGUCUGUGCUGGAGGAGAGAAGGGGAGUGACAGUUGUAAAGGGGACAGUGGCGGGGCUUUUGCUGUACAGGUCCCUAACGAAGCGAAUACCAAAUUCUAUGUGGCUGGUCUGGUGUCAUGGGGACCCAAAUGUGGUACUUAUGGGAUCUACACUAAAGUAAAGAAUUACAUUUCCUGGAUUGAGAAGACCAUGCAGGAAAAUAGGGUCUCUGAUCAAGAUUAGUCCAUUCUUCUAUUACCCGCCUCUCUGGAUUGUCAUAGCCACACUGCUUUCUUCCCUGCCCAGUAUUUCAUUGUGACUGGGAGCGACCGAACUGGUGGGGGUGGGGGUGGAAUGUAUUGUUGGGUCUGAAAUAUCCUUCAGAAUGUAUUCCUCUGUUGUAAUGGCACCUGGUGGGUGAUACUCAACUCUAUAUUCUAUUAUGACUACUUUUACCUUUGGAGACCUCUUCCUAUUAGCUCAUGUCAUUCCUUUUACUCUUGCCCAAUUCUGCCACAAUGAGGAACGGCCCAGAAAGAACUCUCUUGCCCCUAGUCCUGAGGCAUGCCAGUUCUUACGGCUCUGACGGUAACAGUGACUGAUGGAGACACUAUUUACCUCCCUUUACCACCUCUUCCCUCCACUCAAUGUUAUAUUUAACGAAUCAUUCUUAACAUCCAGUAAUCAGCCACAAUAAAGUGCAAUUCCAUCUCAA
This is a messenger RNA of Dromiciops gliroides (monito del monte), 2948 nucleotides long. RefSeq names its product complement C1s (gene C1S). Bases 377 to 2476 code for a protein of 699 amino acids. NCBI's taxonomy places the organism in Eukaryota, Metazoa, Chordata, Mammalia, Microbiotheria, Microbiotheriidae. Gene Ontology annotation, molecular function: calcium ion binding; serine-type endopeptidase activity. The record is from RefSeq and is a predicted model, not a curated record. Gene Ontology annotation, cellular component: extracellular region. The transcript is spliced from 12 exons. Gene Ontology annotation, biological process: complement activation; proteolysis.